Molecule: messenger RNA, 3922 nt
Organism: Vespula vulgaris
Lineage: Eukaryota; Metazoa; Arthropoda; Insecta; Hymenoptera; Vespidae
Gene: Mau2
Product: MAU2 chromatid cohesion factor homolog
Exons: 8
Coding region: 201-1988 (595 amino acids)
Biological process (GO): maintenance of mitotic sister chromatid cohesion; mitotic sister chromatid cohesion
Cellular component (GO): SMC loading complex; chromatin
Molecular function (GO): protein binding; double-stranded DNA binding
Source: RefSeq, a predicted model, not a curated record
AAACACAUUGACGUAUUAAAGAACUUUUAAAACAAUGAUCGGGUUACAUCCGAAUCUUUAAAAUGUGCCGAUUAUUGUAAUUCAGUUGCAAAUAUGGAAACACCCUGAUUGGUGUAUUUAAAUGAUCCAAUUGUUGAAUAUACCGUGGCCUUUCAACAGGCUGAAAGGGUCGGAAAAGUAUUCGUCCGAGAAAUGUCAAAAUGGCGUCUUCUCAGGACGCUUGGUAUCUAUCGUUGUUAGGCUUAGCUGAAAACUUUCGGACAUCGAGCCCACCAAAUAUUAAAUCAUGUAUUCAGUGUCUUCAAGCUGUCUUCAAUUUCAAACCACCACCUCGGGUCGAAGCUCGUACUCAUCUACAACUUGGAAACAUUCUUCUUACUCACACGAAAAAUAUCGAUUUGGCGCGAUCACAUCUAGAACAAGCGUGGCGUUUAAGUCAAAAUAUAAACACUUUUGACGAUGUUAAAUUUGAGGCAGCGAGUGUAGUAGCUGAAUUGUACGAACAACAGCAACAGCCAAGUUUAAGUAAACCUAUAUUAAGGAAGGCCAUAGAACUAUCUCAACAUAAUGUUUAUUGGCAUUGUAGACUUAUAUUUCAAUUGGCGCAAAUACAUGCAUCCGAAAAAGAUUUCGUCGCAGCAAGUAGUUUGCUGGCUGUUGGUGUCGAUUAUUCCCACAUUAGUAAUGCAAGUUACACACGUGUAUUAUUUUUAUUAAGUCGAUGUAUGCUCCUAUUAAUAGACAAGAAAUUUACGGAAGUCCAUACACUCUUAAAUUCAGCCGGUCACCAUGUUGAAAAUUGGCAAGGAAGUCCACAUCAAAAAGAAUACUUAAAAGUAUAUUACUUGGUGCUCCAAGUUUGUCAUUUUCUUAUGGCUGGUCAGGUAAAUAGCGUGAAACCUUGCUUAAAACAACUGCAACAAAGUAUACAAACGAUCAUGUCUCCUAAUUGGCCAACAGAUGAUGUAGUUACGGGUUCUAAUAUAGGAGAUAUGUUCAUAUGGAUGCCAAAGGAUCAUUUGUAUGUUUUGGUUUAUCUUGUAACUGUUAUGCAUUCAAUGCAAGCUGGUUAUAUGGAUGAAGCACAAAAAUACACAAAUAAGGCUCUUACCCAAAUCGAAAAAUUAAAAAUUGUCGAUAAUAAGCCGAUACUCUCUGUCUUUCAACUCAUGCUAUUAGAACAUAUAGUUAUGUGCCGCCUCGUCAUGGGAAAUAAAAGUGUGGCACUUGCAGAAAUAGCCCAGGCAUGUCAACUUUGUAGGCGGCAACCGAGAUUAUUACAAGGCCAUCGGCCUCAACUGCAUGCUCUUUUGGGAUUAUAUGCAAUGUCUAUGAAUUGUAUGGAAGCUGCUGAAGCUCAGUUUACAGCUGCUCUUAGGACAUCUCAAGAACGAGAACUUUGGACAUUUGCAAAUUUAAACUUGGCCAUAGUAUACCUUAGAACAAAAAGAGAUGCAGAGUUGGGUGCUUUAAUGGAAAGAAUAAAUCCAGAGUCCUUACCAUCGCAUUCACAUUCCUUGAGAGCAGCAGCAUACUAUGUUCAAGGUCUCCAAGCUUUUUUUGGAGCUAGACACAAUGAAGCCAAGAGAUAUCUUAGAGAAACGUUAAUAAUGGCAAGCUCAGAGGAUUUAAAUAGAUUAACUUCUUGUAGUCUCGUUUUGUUAGGACAUAUAUUUCUUUCAUUAGGAAAUAGUAGAGAAUCUAUGAAUAUGGUUACACCUGCCAUGCAGCUUGCUUCCAAAAUACCAGAUGUACACGUACAACUAUGGGCUACUGCUAUUCUGAAAGAUUUGUAUAGAAUUUGUGGAGAUCCUAAUCGUGAAAGUGAAGCAUAUCAAAUGCACUGUACAUUUUCUCAAACUCUCUUAAAGGAUCAUUUUCAAAGUACACAAAUGAGUGAACAUGCUCUUAUUCAAUGGACAGACGGUCCCAUACCUGUUUUGCCAAAUGACCCACCACCUUCCACAUCUCAGACAAUUCUUCAAUAAAAUUAAAAAAUACCAAUUUUGCUUAUUUACUUAAAGUAAAUGGUUGUUAAAUUGUGAAAGUAUAUAUAUCAGAUUUGCGUGACAGUGCCGUUGAACGAUCACGCAAAAACGGGAAAAAAACUAAUAGUGCAAAACUUAAUACAUAAAAAGUAAGUUUGUUAUAUCUUUAGAAUUCAUUUUAUACAAUGAUAUGUGUUGAUUCCGUCUUCAAUAUGAAAAACUUAUUUAGACUAUCAGAAGGGCGUUUGAAUUAUUAUUAUCUUUAGAACAAUAUAAUAUCCUUUAGUAUAUAUUUCUUCUACAGCCUCUAUUUAUAGUUUUGAUGAUAUGAAUAGAAAAUACGCGCAUCUUGAUAAAACAUAUGUAUAUAAAAUUAAAAAAAAAUUUGUUUUAUUUUAUUUUUUUUUUUUUUUUUUAAAUUAUAAACUUUAUUCCAAGCGAAUUUGAUAUAAUAUUAUAAUGCAAUACAACAUGUUUUAUGCUACAUAUUAGAUAUGAUAUAUCUAAUGAAUAGUUUUACUUUUUAUUAUUACAAUAGAAAGCACAAAUAUUUUUAUCAUUACUUUUAUAUGUUGCUGCUAAACAAUUAAUAUUAAUUAUGCUUUAGUUUUUAUUAAAGAGAGAUUAGUUUUAGAUUAACUAUUGCAGGGUUAACAUGAUAACAUCAUACCAAAGUAAAGUAAGUCAAGAUAAUGACAAUGAUAAGAAAUGAUAAUAUUGAAGAUAAUCAAUAAUUGAUCAUAAUUGUGAUUACCAGAAUGACUGAUGAAUGUUCUCUGUAUUAGUCUUAUUCAAAAUGAGAUACAACUUAUUUUAUAUAAUGGUAAAAUGUACAGUGAAUUUUAACAGUUCAAGAUAAAUAUUUUAAUAAAUUUCUAAUAACACAGAGAGAAUUUUAUAAAAUAAGGGAGUAAUAUAUUAACUAACCUCAUUUGCGAUUAAUCUCAUUUUUUAUUAUAAAUCGAAUCGAAAAACAUUUAUUUAAUUUUCAAACGCUUUUCUGAAAUUAUCUGUUUUGCAGCUUUAUCCACUAUUAAAUAUGUGAUUUGAUCUUCAUUUUUUUCAGUCUGUAUCUUUUUUUUUUAACACACCAUGUAUCUGAUACAUAUCAACAUUAUAAAAUUUUACAUGGUGUGAUCAAUAGUUGGCAAGAUGACAAUAAUGUAUUUUGUUGUAAUCUGUUCUGAUAUGUUUAUCAAAGUAGCCAUUAAAAAUAUAGGCUGUGGUGCAAAUGGAUGGUUAAGAUAUAGUCACCGAUGCAUUUUUAUAAAUUGGAACGUAGUUAUACCUGGUAUAACAGUACCUGCAAAAUAUUUUGUAAAAAAAUGUUAUAGUACUUAUAGCAUAUAUUAAAUGCGUAUAAGCGCGCGUGUGUCCUGUGUGGUAGUUUUUGCUUGAUAUGAGUCCAUAUAUGUAUGUAGGGUAAAUAUUACCGCACAUAAUAUGAUAUAAAGUUGAUAUAUAUAUACGAUAUAUAUCGAUGUGCAAAUAUUAAUUCUUGGAUUAUAGUCAUUCUUUUUACUCAAAAAUUAAAUUAAAAUGUUUAAUCGAUAGUAAUUGCUUUAUAUUUAGAUCAAACAUGCUAUAGUAUAGAAAUAUGCAAAUGAGUAUUAUAAUAGUACAAUAGAUUAAGGGAGUAGGUUAUUAAAGGCAAGAUUACAAAUUAAAAAUGAACUUGAUUGAUGCUAAUACAAGCAAUACAUAAAAAACAUAGUAUAUGGGGCCUUAGUAGACUAUAAGAAGUGAUAAAUUUUGCCUAAAACUACUUACUCCAAUAAAUUAAAUGUUCGUCAUGUAUAUAUAUACUCGAAAUUACAAAGUUAUAUAUAAUAUGCUAUAUAAAACAAAUAUGGUUGAAACCAUGAACUAGUAACAUUAUGUAAAAAUAUUUCUUUGUCUUAAUGUAAUUAAAAUGUAAGCAAAUAAGUUGUUUA